CCUCUCUGGCUUCUGCUGCUCCGUGGCGGCGGCUGUACUCCGAAGUGGUCGGCUGCGGGCUUAGAGGCCUAGCCGCCGGAGGCAUUUCCGCGGCGGUUUUGCUUGGUUUGGGUCGGGAGUCGCUGCUAGGGGGAUAGGCAUUCUGCCGCGACUGCAUUGCUCCCGUUUGGGCGGUGGUUGCAGAUUUUCUGGUGGAUUUGGUGCGUGCGCGCCGUUCCUCCGGAACCGGAAGCCUGCCGCCGCUGCUAGGAAAUUCUGGGUGCAAACUGAGUCCACACGCUGCACCCGCGGGUUCGUCUGUUUGUUGUUGGAUUCUGGUAGUUUGGUGUGCUUGGUUGAUGACAUGUCGAUUGGCUAUUUGGCUGCACAUUUUCCAUUUUCCUUUCAGGUCCGUCCAUCUCCCCCAGAUCAGAGGCUAGAAAUGCUGCUGCUGCUGCUGCUGUUCUCUACUGCUAGUACAAGUUACUCUGCUUGUCAUUAACUCGACUUUUGACAGCCCCAUGUUGAUAAGAGGCGAAUAGAUCACUAGAUCCAAUCUUCAAGUUCGUUGGGCGUGCUUCCCGAGUCACAUUUCGUGGCACGGUGGCAGCGUUAACAAUUGAUGAUUUCUGUAAUGGCUCCGAAUACUAAACUGCAGGUGAAAACAGUAAAAGUUAGCAAUCUUUCAUUAAACGCUUUGAAAAGAGAGAUCACAGAGUUCUUUAGUUUCUCAGGGGAUAUAGAAUAUGUUGAAAUGCAAAGUGAAUCUGAAUGGUCACAGCUUGCUUAUGUCACAUUUAAAGACUCACAGGGAGCAGACACUGCUGUUCUUCUGUCGGGGGCAACCAUUGUUGAUCGUGCUGUCAUUAUAACUCCUGCUGAGAACUAUCAGCUGCCUCCUGAAGCACACAAACAAUUAUCGGGAGCAAAUCCCUCUACUGAAUCAGCAGUCAGGAAGGCAGAAGAUGUUGUCAGCAGCAUGUUGGCCAAGGGCUUUGUCCUCAGCAAAGACGCUCUCAACUUGGCAAGAUCCUUUGACGAGCGACACAACAUCCUAUCCAAUGCUACUGCCACUGUCGCAUCUCUGGACCGCCAGUAUGGCCUGAGUGAAAAGAUCAAUCUUGGAAGGGCCAUUGUUGGCAGCAAGGUCAAGGAGGUGGAUGAACGCUAUCAGGUCUCAGAACUCACAAAGUCUGCCUUGGCUGCUGCUGAGCAGAAAGCCAGCUUUGCGGGCUCUGCUAUAUUGAGUAACCAAUAUGUCUCGGCUGGUGCCUCGUGGUUAACUAGUGCAUUCGGUAUGGUAACGAAGGCAGCAGGUGACAUGACCUCGAUGGCUAAAGAUAAGGUAGAGAGGGCUGAGGAGGAGAGGAAAGCCAUCAUGUGGGAGGAGAGGAAUGGGUUGGUCAGCGACUAUGCAAAGAUCCAUCUUGACGAACCCUCUUCAUGGGAGCCCGCAGUUCUGCCUUUGGAAUCAGUGGAUGAGCAGAAGCUCCAAGCUGUCUGAUACACACAAACCGAAUGUCUCACACGUAAUUCUUUUGCAGCUCGUCCUAUAUAUAGAUUAUUCUUUUUCGUUGAUGCACCGGGUCAAAACAUACAGUCCCAUGCCAUGUCUUCAGAUCCGAUGCACUGGGUUAAAACAAAUGCGCUUAUCAGCCAUAGUGUCGUGUAAAUUUCUGAAAGUGCUCUUGUGUUAUUACCAGGUUUUCUUUCUUUCUCCCUUUUUGGAGAGAGUGGUGCUACCAGCAUUGCUACACUAGACUACUCUGUGUGAAUGGAGUACUACUGUACUUGUCUAUUACUACUACAGAAACAGAAUACAACUUCCUUCGUCAGAUACAGAUUGAUCUAAUGCUGAGUUGAACCAUUUGUGCCAAA
Molecule: messenger RNA, 1857 nt
Organism: Sorghum bicolor (sorghum)
Lineage: Eukaryota; Viridiplantae; Streptophyta; Magnoliopsida; Poales; Poaceae
Product: binding partner of ACD11 1
Exons: 5
Coding region: 602-1483 (293 amino acids)
Molecular function (GO): RNA binding
Source: RefSeq, a predicted model, not a curated record